This is a messenger RNA of Alternaria hordeiaustralica, 723 nucleotides long. RefSeq lists its product as uncharacterized. The transcript is spliced from 2 exons. The record is from RefSeq and is a predicted model, not a curated record. Bases 1 to 723 code for a protein of 240 amino acids. Lineage: Eukaryota; Fungi; Ascomycota; Dothideomycetes; Pleosporales; Pleosporaceae.
AUGGGGCUGAACAAAGUUCCCAAGGUGAGUUCUAGUUUCUGGAUCACUAGACAGCGAGUCGAUCGCACAAAACAUCUGCUGCUCAGCAACUCCUCGUACUCGCAUCGCCAACGAAAGCUCACUAUGGCCGAAUCCACGUCACUCGCAUCAUGGAAACUCCAUAACAGGUUCGUCGACAUCGUCCGCAGCGACGCCAGUCCAAUCUUGGACCUCAUCCCCUCAUACAACACCCUUGAGUUUGACUACAACGCGACCGGAAACACCGUCGCACUGCGCAUGGGCGAAUAUGGCGACAGCGAAAUCCUAGCACACCCCAACGGCUCCGUAACCAAGCGCGUAGUCCGCGACUCCAAGAUCCGCAAAGCAGGUACCGUGUUGGAAGUCAACAGGCCAAUGAGUGGCCAGUUCAAAGCCAUCGCGCCGUUUGGCUGGAGCGAGACUAUGCAGCAAGGGAUUACCACGCCGAUGAGCGCGCCGGCACAUGCGCUUGUGCUAAUGUACAUGCACAUCUGGAGUCUUAAGAUGGAAAAGGGAGUUGUCGAUUUGCCUAUACCGAAGUACCAAAGCUUGUACGAUGCACUAGUCUUGAUUCGAAACGCGCUAGAUACGGACUCGAUAUUGCCGGUUGGGCAGCGCAAGAUUCCCGCGGAGGUGUUAGCCGCCUAUCAGAAUGGUGCUGUCGAUAGGUCUGAGCCACUUGAGAAAGAGGACAUUGAGAAAUAA